AUGCCAUAUCGAGGUGGGAUGAGUUUUGAUCAACAACCAAUAUCUUUAAUCGAGUAUACACAAGACCAAAUUGAUAAUAUGAAUCAACAAUUGAGUUCUACGCGCGCACAACGUAUACGUGCUGCUAUGUUUCCUGAAGCGUUAGAAGAUCCAGCCAUGGAUGUUCCAUCUUCGACACAUUAUAUAACUAAUUUGCCUACAGCUGUUCAAAAAUUAUCUGAACCAUCACAGCAAUUAAAAAAUGCUGUUGUUGACAUAAUCAAUUAUAAAGAAGAUGCUGAAAUAGCGGAAAAAGCUAUACCGGAAUUAAUCAGACUACUUAGUGAUGAAGAUCCAAUUGUUGUCGGACAAGUAGCGCUGGUCAUACAUACUUUAGCGAAAAAAGAGGCUAGUCGCAUGGCUUUGACUAAUCCGCAACUUAUUAAUGCAUUGAUCCGUGCCGUCUCAAAUUCAAAAGCAAACGAUGAAACAAAACGUGGUGUUGCUGGAAUAUUUCAAUGUCUUGCACAACAAAAACAAGGUCUCUUUUGUAUAUUUAAAUCAGGAGGAAUACCCGCAUUGGUUAAACUACUCGAUUCACCGAUAGAAGUUGUUGUCAAUUAUGCGAUGUCAGCAUUACAUAAUCUUCUCUUAUACAUCGAACAAGCUAAAACAGAAAUACUUCGAUGCGGAGGUUGUCAUAAAAUGGUUUCAUUAUUAAAUAAUUCUAAUCAAAAAUUUUUGGCAAUUGUCACGGAUUGUUUACAUAUGUUGGCAUUUAACAAUCAAGAAGUUAAGCUUAUUAUUGAAUCGAGUAAUGGACCCCAACAAUUAUUGAAAAUUAUGGAAUUUACCGACUAUGAAAAAUUAUUAUGGACAACAACACGCCUUCUAAGAGUGUUAUCGGUGUGUACGUCGAUUAAAACAUUAAUUAUACAAAAAAAUGGUAUCAAAAUAUUUGAAAAAUAUGUUUAUAAUACCGCUAGUCUACGUGUUCAACAAAAUUGUUUACAAAUUUUAAGAAAUCUAUCCGAUCAAGCUAUAAAAACGGAAGGAAUGGAAACGUUGCUUCAUACCUUAAUUCAAUUGUUAUCAUCAACUGAUUUUGUGACUGUCUCUUGUGCAGUGGGUGUCCUAUCAAAUCUAACAUGUAAUAAUCAAUUUAAUAAAAUGGCUGUUGUCCAAUAUAACGGUAUCGAAACGUUGAUUAAUACAAUUAUUCAAGCUGAUGAUAAAGAAGAAAUAAUUGAACCAGCUAUAUGUGCAUUACGCCAUAUAACAUCGCGUCAUCCACAUGCUAGUGAUGCGCAAAACUUUGUUCGCGAUAUCAAUGGUAUAUCGGUUAUUAUUCGAUUGCUCAAUCCAACUAAAUAUAGCUGGCCUAUUAUUAAAUCAACAAUAAGUUUAAUUCGAAAUUUAGCCUUAUCGCCAAACAAUUUAAUUGUAUUACGUGAAAAUGAUUCUAUACCAAAAUUAGCUCAGCUUCUUAUUCGUUCGCAUCAAGAGUUACAACGACAAGCAUCGAAAAUGGACAGCAAUAAUAAUAAUAACGUAUCUUUUUCUGAUAUAUUAGAAGCAUCAGUCGGUGCAUUACAUAUUAUAGCAAAAGAUCCAUCAAAUCGAAUUAUUAUACGUGAUCUCGAUUGUAUACCACUUUUUGUUCGAUUAUUAUAUUUACCAUCAGUUUUGAUUCAACGUGCAGCUGCUGGUGUGCUAUGUGAGUUGGUUAAUGAUCGUGUUUGUGCUGAGAUUAUUGAACAGCAAAAUCCUACGCAAAAACUAACGGAGUUACUUAAAUCAAAUGAUGAAGGUGUUGGUAUGUAUCUUGAUUUAGUGUUUAUACUGGCAUCGAUUUGUCCAACCUAUGCAGCUGCAAUAUUAUUUCGAUUAUCUGAAGAUAAACCGAAUGACAUGAAAAAGCGUUUAUCGAAUGAUGUAACAUCAGCCUUGUAUCGAGACGAUCAGAUGAUGAAUAAUUAUUAUGGACAAAACAAUGUGACAAAUGGAUCAGCUUAUUCAAAUGCUUAUCGGAAUACGCCUCCUCCAAUGCAACAGCAACAAAUUCAUGAACCUUCCAUUAUGAAUUAUUAUUCAAGCGAAGCUGGUCUUGGUAUUGACUCAGAUAGGGAAAUACAAGUAUCUCCAUUAUCUUCAGUUAAUAUACAAAAUGAUGAUCAUCAUCCUGCUCCCGCCCAAGUGGCUGCUUGGCAAAUAUCUUCAAGCAAAGAUAUGAGUAGAACCAAAUGUUUUUUCGAUGUGAGUAUUGAUGACUCUCCACUUGGACGUAUUACAUUUCAGCUUUACAAUGAUGUUGUACCAAAAACAGCUGAGAAUUUUCGUGCACUCUGUACAGGUGAAAAAGGAUUCGGAUACAAAAAUUCGUCAUUUCAUAGAAUAAUACCGCAAUUUAUGUUACAAGGUGGAGAUUUUACGAAUCAUAAUGGUACCGGUGGCAAAAGUAUUUACGGAAACAAAUUUGCCGAUGAAAAUUUUCAAUUAAAGCAUUCAAAAGAAGGUUUAUUAUCUAUGGCUAAUGCUGGACCAAAUACGAACGGUGAAAUAUUUGCAUGGCCAAGCUCUCAAAGCGGAAAACCAUCGAAAAAAACUGUUAUCAAAGAUAGCGGUGUACUUGAAUGA
Molecule: messenger RNA, 2616 nt
Organism: Didymodactylos carnosus
Lineage: Eukaryota; Metazoa; Rotifera; Eurotatoria; Philodinida; Philodinidae
Source: the annotation of a GenBank genome assembly